GACAGAUCAUACGAGCUACAGACGAACUGAAGGCUCAGUUAAUUAAUUUCUACUUUUUCUGGAAUUUUUCAUGCUUUAUUAAGGUUUUCAGAUCCUGUUGGCUUUAAGCUUAUUUUUCAGAUCAAUUAUGCUCAAACUUGAUUGGUCAUGUAUAAUUGCUGCAGCCCACCUGCUAGAAUUCAAAUUGAUGGAAUUGGGUGAUGAAAUGCAGAAGAUAUUACUCUGGAUUUCUCAGAGUGGCAAUCUUGCGCUUUGUUUACUCUGGUGUAUUAUACAUUUGAUUGUCGGCAUAUGGUACUUUGCACUGGGUAUUGCUGGUGCGCUUGAGAGCUGUCUUAUCUCUAUUGGUUUGUUGAAGAGGUACAAAGCCCUUGAUAUAGGCAAAGUCAGGUACCUGGCAAUUGUUAUAGACAGUGAAGAAGCUCGCCAGACAUCAAAGGUUAUUGAACUUCUGCGGUGGCUUGCGGCUAUCGGUGUCAAAAAUGCCUGCCUAUAUGAUCCAGAUGGAGUCUUGAAGAAAUUCAAGGAAGCCUUCAUGACAAGACUUGGGGAUGCGCAAUUGUCUGAGGAAGCUGCUGUAAAUGAUCCACUGCUUGACCAAAAGUAUAUGGCUUUGGAAUUUGCUUCAUUGUCUGAUGGAAAGGAGGCAGCAGCUAGAGCAGCUAACUUACUUUUUGUGAAGUAUUAUUUGGGUGGAGCGGAUACAAAACCCAUCUUCACUGAAUCUCUCAUGGCUGAGGCAUUAAAGGCUGUUGGUUUGUCGUUUUUUCCCUCUCGUUUUUUGCAUAACGUAUACACACAGAUAUCUGAUCUUUUAGCUAUUGGUGUCAUACCUAUCAGGUUGUAAGGUGACGGAACCUGACCUUCUAUUAGUGUAUGGCCCUGCAAGAUGCCACCUAGGGUUCCCAGCAUGGAGACUUCGGUACACUGAGAUUGUACAUAUGGGACCAUUGAAGUCCAUGAAAUGUGGUUCCCUAAUAAAAGUCAUUCGCAAGUUCACAAUGGUGCGCCAGAACUAUGGUACAUGAGGCCCUUCACGUGGAGGAAAUUUUCUUAUGUGACAUGUUCAAGGGUAGAGCGAAUGGAAAAGACUUGUAGUUCCCAACAUUUGCCAGCUGAAUUUUAUUUACCUUGGUUUCAUUUUGGUUUAUGUUUCAUGGAAUAUUGUAAGAUGACCAGGUAGAUUUAUGCCACGAGAUUGUGGGUUCUCUUUUUCUUUUUCUUAAAAAAGGGUGGGGGCAAAGGAGAGCCCCUGAUCGCACACAUUAUUCUUCUUGGAAAUGAAUCUAAUUAGACUAGCGUAACGGUUAAACACUGUGUUACAAUGUGGACUACAAAAUUCGAACCUCCAACUUCAGGGUGAGAAAUUCAGUUGGUAUUUCACUAGAUCACCUCACUCGACGGUAGCUUGUUGGUUCUCUCUUUCUUUCUCUCUUUGUCUGGUUCAUCG
Messenger RNA from Ilex paraguariensis (yerba mate), 1450 nucleotides. The record is from the annotation of a GenBank genome assembly. Lineage: Eukaryota; Viridiplantae; Streptophyta; Magnoliopsida; Aquifoliales; Aquifoliaceae.